Xenopus laevis (African clawed frog) is the source of this 1383-nucleotide messenger RNA. RefSeq lists its product as uncharacterized. Bases 1 to 1383 code for a protein of 460 amino acids. The transcript has a single exon. NCBI's taxonomy places the organism in Eukaryota, Metazoa, Chordata, Amphibia, Anura, Pipidae. The record is from RefSeq and is a predicted model, not a curated record.
AUGGACACUGAUCUGAGGUCUGUUUCAUUAAAAGAAAAAGGGGGAAAUAUAAGUGGAACUUUUGUGGCAAGUACUAAUUUGGAUAACUCUGGACAUGCAGGGAAGGACAAUGAAAGUACUGGGGGAAGUAAUGUAAUAGAAUAUGACAAGAUCAUGAGUGCUUUAAAUGAACUUAAAUGUUUAGAAACAAAGCAGAAUGUUCUGACAAAAGGGAUUGAUGUACUAAUUAAGGAUUUACGACUGCUUAAAGGAGCCAAAAGGACUAAAGUUCCCAUAAGGGAACUGACUUAUUUAAAUAAGGAAAUGGAGGAUGUGGAAGUUCAGAUUAAAACUGUUCUGGACAUUAUUGAACCAUGGAAGGAACUUUAUGCAAAUAAAAAACGUUUUGAAGAAAUGAAACAAGGGGGUGGGGAUGUGGCCGCAGAAAGACUUUUUAAAAUAUCAGAAUUAUUGAAAGAAAAUGCUAACGAAAAUGUUUCUCCCCCUAAACAAAAAAAAUCUUCUGAUGAUAACGAUUUACCAUUAAUUGUUUUUGAUGAUCCAAUUGAACAGGUUGUUACUGAUCCUAUGCCAGAAAUGAAUGUUGAUAUGCAACCUAAUAAUAUGCCUAAUGUUCAGUCUGAAAAUGUUGAAAGAAAUGCAGAUGGUGGAGAAAAUAAUGCAAAUGUUUUUGUGAAACCCAAGGAAGUAGGCAAUGUGUGGGGUCAGAAAAAACUGUUUGGGAAUGUGCAGACUGGUGGGGAGGAAGAGGAGGAUGAUUAUGGUAAACUUAAAAAUGCUGUUAAAAUUAAGUGGACAGGAGAGAGGGAAGAUUUUCCUAGCAGGAGAUUUGUAGCUAAGAUUUUGGUGAAGCAGUUACUUGGUUUCUCAGAGGAGGAUGUUUAUGCUAUGAUAAGUGUUACAGACAUGGAGUUUGAUUUGAGCUUUAAGUUGUCGCAGGGACUAGAGGAGUUUUGGCGGAAAUACAAUUUGACAAGGAAUGCUAAGGAAUGGGGACAAUUUAGAGUUAUCCCAAUUUCCAAGCCGGAGUAUAAAAAUGUUACUAUUCUGAUGAAAAAUGAGACUGUGCACCAGGAGGAUGUUUUGAUCUGGUUAAAGAGACAAUGUACUGUUGUAUCCCCUCUUGUCAAGAUCUAUGAUGAGGAAGGUUUCUGGGUAGGUGGCUACAAAGUACAGGUAAAAUUUAAUUCUGAAGGUUAUAUACAAAGGCAUUUACCUACAUCCUUUUUCAUUGGGAAAGACAGGGGAGUUUGCUUCUAUGUGGGACAACCAAAACUCUGUUUUAAAUGUGGGGCUAGAACACAUUUGGCUAGUAAAUGCAGUGUUAAAAAAUGUGCCUUUUGUGGAGAAACAGGACAUCUUAGUAAAGAAUGUGAGCAAUAA